This is a messenger RNA of Temnothorax curvispinosus, 702 nucleotides long. RefSeq names its product rootletin-like. The record is from RefSeq and is a predicted model, not a curated record. Lineage: Eukaryota; Metazoa; Arthropoda; Insecta; Hymenoptera; Formicidae. The transcript is spliced from 5 exons. Bases 128 to 487 code for a protein of 119 amino acids.
GAAAAAAUCUAUCGAAGCAAAAUUAACUCAAACGCAAACUGGCUAUCACGCACAGCUGGACGCACUUCAACAAAAGACAGAGGAAUGUGAGCAUUUAUGUGAAAAGGUUACAACCUUAGAGAUAAAGAUGAGUACCGAGCCAGACGAAAAAUCUCAGUACGAGGAUAAACUAGAGAAAAUGAAGCAAGAAUUAAACAAAUUGGAAACGGAGAAGCGUAAUCUACAGAAAGAAGUCCGUCACAGCGACUCUCGCGCAACAGAAAUGGAAUUGCACAGAAUGUCUCUAGACGGCGAUCUCCAAAGAUUGCAAAUGAUGCUGCAAGAAAAAGAAGCGCAUAUUCAAAAACUGCAAGACCGCUUUGACACACAAAGCCGUACCACAGCAAGUUUAGAGGAACGUUGCGCUUCGUUAAAAUUUACUAUAGAACAAUUAAAACUAUCAUUAGAAAAACAUCGGCUACGGAAAGCGAGCUUAAGAGUGAAAUAAAUUUGUUACGACACAACGUAAUGGAGAUCACUACUUCCUCUCAAAGUAACAAUGAAAAACUCAAGCAGCUGCAGAAACAACUCUCGAAUGCCGAGAACGAGCUAGCUAAUAAUGAGGUACAGCGAUCAGCUUUAGAAUCGCAAUUAAGCGUUCUAUGAAUAUCUCAAUUAUAUCCCGCGAAAAAUUAGAAUUUAUAAUGUAGACAAAAUUAAAAA